AUGUCGGGAAAGUUCCAUGUGGAUGGUCCUCGUUCGCGUAAGAAGAGACAGGUUCGUAACCCGGCCGACAAGUCCAGCAUUGAUAUUGACUGGUCAGCCCUACUGCAGAACUCGACUUUCAACAAAUGGGAUUCCCUGGACUCUGACAUCAACGUUACAUCCAAGUAUUACGACAGCGUUGAUGACGAGCUCGAGGCUUAUCUGACAUAUGCCUACAUCACAGCCCCGAUGGACCCUGCAGUCGUGGAGAUGGCUGGCCAUAAGAAGAAGGACUUUAUCGCCAGUUGCAAGUUUGGAGGUUUCCAGUGCUCUCCGAGGAACUUCACGUACUUUCACAGCCACAGAUACGGAAACUGCUACACCUUUAACCACAAGGACUCGGACAAGGUUUUGUUUUCCAAGUUCUCAGGACCAGACCUAGGUACUGUUAUUGUGAUUUCCCUCUUUAUUGCUUCGAAGCCCUACAGACCCCUAAGCUUUUGGGGGUGACGUUCGUUCCAUUGAUAUAACACUGA
This is a messenger RNA of Aplysia californica (California sea hare), 515 nucleotides long. RefSeq names its product amiloride-sensitive sodium channel subunit gamma. NCBI's taxonomy places the organism in Eukaryota, Metazoa, Mollusca, Gastropoda, Aplysiida, Aplysiidae. The record is from RefSeq and is a predicted model, not a curated record. Gene Ontology annotation, molecular function: ligand-gated sodium channel activity. Bases 1 to 489 code for a protein of 162 amino acids. The transcript is spliced from 4 exons. Gene Ontology annotation, cellular component: membrane. Gene Ontology annotation, biological process: sodium ion transmembrane transport.